Messenger RNA from Closterium sp. Yama58-4, 984 nucleotides. Lineage: Eukaryota; Viridiplantae; Streptophyta; Zygnematophyceae; Desmidiales; Closteriaceae. The record is from the annotation of a GenBank genome assembly.
AUGGGUUUUGUGGAGACCCCUCUACCGCUAAACUCGCCUCUCGUUCCCCACUAUUGUUGGCGGUUGCAGAUUCAGGCCAAGCGGGACCGACAACGCUGUGUGGAGAGCCUUGGCGAACUGAUCAAGAGACAGGUUGUGCUUGCAAACGAAGGAGUGGAGGCUGUGUUAAGCGAACCCCCAGUGAUUGUCGUGCAAGGAAAAUCCCCUCGGGUUUCGACGCAUAAGGCGGAGGAGAAAGAGGAAUCGGUUGGAGUGGCCGGAUCGAAAGGGAAUCAGGAACGUAACCGAGUGGAAGGAGGGGAACCGGGAGAGACGAAUGAUGCUAAAUGCGCGCCGAGCGAGCAGGCGGCGUUGCCCAUUGAGUACGGAGAGCACCCUGUCGCCCUUAGCUCGCCAGCGAGGAGCUUGAACAUCCCUACGAACAUAGCGACGCCGUCUCCUGCGAACUGUGCGACGGUGCCAUCGCACGACGACGACGCUAUGCUCCAGGCUGCGCUGGCGAUUCCUCCGCCCGCGCGGCACCUGCUGCCCCGCACACCUCUGCCUACAGCAACCGUUCCCGCAUGCGAUACCGCUGAUUUGUGUCCAGCAGUGGCAGAUGAUGAGGUCGUGAAGGGCGAUAUGGCAGUCAGGCUGGACUUGGACUCAGGCACCGGUCGAGGCUUGAUGCCUGAUCAAGAAAACCGCUCUGCAAGGAUCCAGCCAGAUGAGGUAGAUGCGCGGGUGUUGGCGGUGGGAGGUGGGCAGCAGUCGGCGGAAGAGCGUUGCGGAGGCGCCGGCCCACCCGGGGCGGAGGAGUGGAGGCGAGUUGCGCGAGAGGCGGCGGAGAAGCGGCGGCUUGCGGAGGAGGAGAAGAAGCGCGCGGAGGCGGUGGCGGAAGAUGUGCGGCAGGAGAAUGAGAAGCUGAGGGACAUGCUGCGGUGCUUCGAGCACACUGUGAUAGACGAGGUGAGCAUGACUGCUUGGUCGAUUGACGGAGGAUAG